GGGUGCGCAGGGUUCACAGAGUGAGAGCGAGAUGGUAGUUUUGGGGUGAAAAGCCAAUUUUUUCCGCUACCAGCCGUUCUCAGGUCCCUGGCACGGGGGUCCCCGGCAGCGGGGGGUCCCUCUCCCCGUUGUGUGUCGCGGGGCCGGGGGAGGAGGACCCGGCGUUAUUCCAGCCCAGGGGGAGGUUGCACAACGCGGCCCCGGGGGAGAGCGAGGCGGGUUCGGGCUGCGCUCAGCGUUUGGCUCCUGCUCCCCUUCACUCUUCCAUAACCUUCCUCCGGCGUUCGUUCAGCGCUUCGCUACCCCGGAGCUAUUCGGGAUUUAGCUCCCCGGAGGAGGAGGCGGCUUUAGAGGAUGUCGACCUACAAGCGGGCGACGCUGGAUGAUGAAGACCCCCUGGAUUCCAUCGGCGAAGGCGAUGGGUACCCCAACGGCUUCCAGGUGAAUUUCCGCGGGUCGCGGAGCAGCGCCGGGUGCUGGGCUGAGUGGACGCGGGCGGAGAAGCGGCUGUUGGUGCUGGUGGGGGUGCUGGCGGGGGUGCUGGUGGCCUGUCUGCUGGGGCUGCUCUUCCAGUACAGAGCACGGCCACCUGCCGUGUGCCUGUCAGAAUCCUGCAUCUCCGUCACCAGCUCCAUCCUCAGCUCGCUGGACCGGGCGGUGAAUCCCUGCGAGGACUUUUUUGGCUAUGCCUGCGGGGGCUGGAUCAAGGCCAACCCCCUCCCUGAUGGCCACUCGCGCUGGGGCACCUUCAACAACCUCUGGGAGCACAACCAGGCCAUCAUGAAGCAUCUCCUGGAAAACACCACGGCCAAUGUGUCGAGCGAGGCAGAGCGCAAGGCGCAGCGGUAUUACCAAGCCUGCAUGAACGAGAGCAAGAUUGAGGAGCUGCGCGCCACCCCGCUCGUGGAGCUCAUCCAAAAGCUGGGUGGCUGGAACAUCACAGGUCCCUGGGCUGGUGACAACUUCAACGCGACGCUGCGGGAGGUGACAGCACAUUACCGCACCUCGCCCUUCUUCUCCGUCUAUGUCAGCGCCGACUCCAAAAACUCCAACAGCAACGUCAUCCAGGUGGAUCAGUCAGGGCUGGGCCUGCCCUCGCGGGAUUAUUACCUGAACAAGACAGAGAACGAGAAGGUGCUUGCUGGGUACCUGAACUACAUGGUGCAGCUGGGAAUGUUCCUGGGAGGCACCGAUGAGGAGUCGACGCGACAGCAGAUGCAGCAGAUCUUGGAUUUUGAGACGGCGUUGGCCAACAUCACCAUCCCGCAGGAGAAGCACCGGGACGAGGAGGUCAUCUACCAUAAAAUGACUGCUGGAGACCUGAAGGAGCUGGCACCAGCUGUGGACUGGAUGCCCUUCCUCUCCACGGUCUUCUACCCCGUGGAGCUCAAUGAGUCAGAGCCUGUCGUGGUCUACGCCAAGGAGUACCUGGAGCAGGUCUCAGAUCUCAUCCUGGCCACCGAUAAAUGCCUCCUCAACAACUAUAUGAUCUGGAACCUGGUGCGGAAAACCAGCCCCUUCCUCGACCAGCGCUUCCAGGAUGCUGAGGAAAAAUUCAUGGAAGUGAUGUACGGGACGAAGAAGACCUGCCUCCCGCGUUGGAAGUUCUGCAUCAGCGACACGGACAACAACCUGGGCUUCGCGCUGGGGGCCAUGUUUGUCAAGGCCACCUUCGCCGAGGACAGCAAGCAGGUGGCAGAGGAAAUGAUUGCGGAGAUUAAAACAGCUUUCAAGGAAAGCCUGGAGACUCUGCAGUGGAUGGAUGAGGAGACGAGGAAAUCGGCCAAAGAGAAGGCAGAUGCCAUCUACAACAUGAUCGGUUACCCCAAGUUCAUCAUGGACCCCAAGGAACUGGAUAAAGUCUUUAACGAUUACGAGGCCACGUCCGACCUCUAUUUUGAGAACGUCAUGCAGUUCUACAACUUCUCGGCCAGGGUCACCGCCGACCAGCUCCGCAAACCGCCAAACCGGGACCAGUGGAGCAUGACUCCUCCAACGGUCAAUGCCUACUACUCUCCCACCAAGAACGAGAUUGUCUUCCCCGCCGGCAUCCUCCAGGCCCCUUUUUACACCCGUGCGUCUCCCAAGUCGCUGAAUUUUGGUGGGAUUGGCGUGGUGGUGGGCCACGAGUUGACGCACGCCUUUGAUGACCAAGGACGGGAAUACGACAAGGACGGCAACCUGCGGCCCUGGUGGAAGAACUCCUCGGUGGAGGCCUUCAAGCGGCAGACGGAGUGUAUGGUGGAGCAGUACGGCAACUACACGGUCAAUGGCGAGGCCAUCAACGGCAAGCACACCCUUGGGGAGAACAUCGCCGACAACGGGGGCCUCAAAGCCGCCUACCGGGCGUAUCAAAACUGGCUGAAGAAGAAUGGCGCGGAGGAAACGCUGCCAACCCUCGGCCUCACCAACCACCAGCUCUUCUUCGUCGGCUUCGCCCAGGUGUGGUGCUCAGUUCGCACGCCGGAGAGCUCGCACGAGGGACUCAUCACCGACCCCCACAGCCCCUCGCGUUUCCGCGUCAUCGGCACCGUCUCCAACUCCCGGGAGUUCGCGGAGCAUUUUGGCUGCCCCCUCGGCUCCCCCAUGAACCCCCCCAAAAAAUGCGAAGUCUGGUGACGGGCGAGCGCCCAAGGGAACCGGCUGCCGGUUGUUUUGCCCUCCGCCGAUGGCUGAAUUUCCCUGCUCAUUUCAAGAGUCUCAAACCACUUCUCCGUGCAACAAACUGCCCAGAUCUCAGCUGGAGCGUCCCAAAUAUCGUCCGAGGUUCGAUCCACUGUGAAAACGCCUCAUCUUCCCGCUCGUUUGUGAAACGGCUUCGAUUUGGGGGUCUCUUCUUUCCCACCACUUGCAUCUAUGGGCACUGUCCCGAAUUCACAAAUGCAAAGCAGCAGCCUGACCCCCGCCCUGGCAAAAUGCCUCUUUUUCGGAGGCGAUAAAGGGAACGCCGGGACACUGGGGGGUUUGGCUGCGCAUUUUAAUACACCCGGCAUAGCCUCCUCUCUCCAAAGAUGCGCACAUGAGGAUAGCAAAUAUUUUAAGAUAUAUUUUUUUUUUCAGGGGGAGGGGGGGAAAUAUAUAUAUUUUUCAUGUGUUGUGGAAUACACUGGAAAAUUUCAGGGAAAAUGCAUUUAAAAGCUUUUUUUUUUUUAGUUGAAGAUUAGUAUAUUUAUUGUUAAUUCUGUUUUUUACUCAGUGCAGCUGUAGGUGCAGCAUCCUGUGGUGACAGUCCCGUGGCUCAGGAGCUGGAUCCCGGGUUUCUCCGGGAGGGACCGUCCUUGGAGGGGAAAUUGGGGACAACAGGGACAUUUGGGACAGGGCUGGAGGAUGCUGCAGGGCCCGGAAAGGCUGCGACUCCUGGGAUUAGCUUUAAUUUCGGGGCGCAAAGGGAAAAGUUGACGUGCCAAAGAUAUCACUGAGGCGGUGACGGUGUGGAAGAAGCACCCGGUUGUCCCUCCUGUCUCCUCUGAAGUGAUUUUGGCCACAGUUUUCCAGCAAAAAGCUUCCCCAGACAAGCGCAGGCGGUUCCUGCCGCAGCUUCGCUCACCACUGUACCUGGCCCGGGAAACUGCAAACCCCAAAAUCGCCACGCGGCCCCAAACCUCCGUCCCUCUGGUGCGAGAUCAGGCCGGGAUGGGGGCGAGGGCCUUUCUUAAAGGUUCUUAUGUUUUUAAUCUUCCUUUUGCCGUUCUGAGAGGAAAGCACUGACGGUAGCUCAGGCGCUGCGUGUUGUCCCGUGCGGCGCCUUCUUGCUCUAGACAGAAAGCAAAGAUGUAAAGGGAUUUUUAAUAUUUAUAUGUAAAAGGCGGGAUGGGGCGGGCGGGGGGGUUUUGUAAUUAUUUUUUCACCCUACACGUGGGGCUUAUCGUCAUUGAAAUAAAUACUUUUUACUGGGUCUGGAA
This is a messenger RNA of Columba livia (rock pigeon), 3902 nucleotides long. It is a transcript of the gene ECE1, whose product is annotated as endothelin converting enzyme 1. The record is from RefSeq and is a predicted model, not a curated record. NCBI's taxonomy places the organism in Eukaryota, Metazoa, Chordata, Aves, Columbiformes, Columbidae. Gene Ontology annotation, molecular function: metalloendopeptidase activity. Gene Ontology annotation, biological process: peptide hormone processing. The coding region runs from base 355 to 2619 and encodes 754 amino acids. The transcript is spliced from 18 exons. Gene Ontology annotation, cellular component: plasma membrane.